AUGCGCGGUGUGUUCUUGACGAAGUCCGUCUGGCACGUCGUGAACCGCGAGGUGACGCCAACCUUCACCUACCAGCGAGCGUCCGACGAGUACGUCAAGACAAUCAACAUCGCGUUCGGGUCGAUGUUGCUUCACAUGAGUGCGGACUAUCACCAUGUGUUCGACAGCUGCGAGGAUGCGUGGGUUGCGUGGUCACGUCUUAAGUCGUUGUACGGUGGAUCGCAGAAGGCCGGACGGAUUUACCUCAAGCGUCAGCUGUUCAGCAUGAAGAUGGCUGAAGGCGCCAACGUCAUGCAUCACUGCAACGAGGUCCUGAACAUCGCCGCCAAGCUUAGCAGCAUCGGUGCAAAGAUGGAGGACGAAGACGUCGCAAUUUGCCUGUUGCUCAGUCUCCCGAAGAGUUGUGAGAACGUGGUUCUGAACUUGGAGAUGAGUAUGCAGAACUUUGUACCCAAGAUGUGGUGA
Messenger RNA from Peronospora matthiolae, 465 nucleotides. The record is from the annotation of a GenBank genome assembly. Lineage: Eukaryota; Oomycota; Peronosporomycetes; Peronosporales; Peronosporaceae.